GGACUUACUGCCAUCGUCAUCAACUCUCACGGUCUCAACUUUUUGUUGACUUGCUUGCACGUUUCACGCUCUUUCACUCACGACAAUUUCCGCCUUGGACGGACCGGGAUACCCUUCACUGUCUGUGUUCUAGGACCAUCAUACCAGGACUUCCAAUGAGUUUGCCAUCACUUGCUUCAUAUCCACCAGCAGCAGUUCGCAAGGACCUGGUAUCAGAAGAAUGGGAAGCGUGUCUUGAUGCCUGGUUGUCACUGUCAGCCCUCUACUUGCGUCUCGAAAAAUCAGAAUUCGAAUCUGCAGCCCGUAAUGAACAGUCUUUGGUCCCCUUUCUCACAUCAUAUUACCAGGUGUCAGCGCAAGAACGCCAACAGCAUGGACAUGGUCAGGGGAAAGAGCGUAAUCUGCGAAGGACUUGCUUUAUUCUCACUCACAGGAUCCUCUUGACCACUUCUGCACCCCCAGCUCGUCUACUCCAAUGGGAUUUCCUUUCUGACUUCAGCCAUGUUUACAUGAAGACGCAAAGUCUGGACUUGCUUUUACAGAAGCUCUGGCGGACAAGGCACCCUGAUCUCGAUCAGUCCUUGCAGAACUUCCUGUCACCGACGAUCAAGCAGUUGGAGUCAUCAAGGCCUGACGCAGCGGAGACUGAUGUGAAACGCAUUGCUCCUCUCCUUUUCUCUUCUCAUGAGGCUGGUGCGAUCAUUUUGACAAGUUCUGAACUUGUGGAUGCUAUGUCAUCGGCAUACUCUCAGAGCUCCCCUGAGCUUCGCAAGUCUUUUGUCUCGAUCCUAUAUUAUGGUCUUCUUUCUCUUACAAAGGGCGACAAACCCAACCAUUCUCUUCUAUUCGACCAUCUCUAUGGCUUGAAGAACCAAGCCGGUGGCUCUCAAGCAUCCCUCCUAGCAGAUUUGGUCACAAAUACUUCUUUGCUCUCUAAGUUGAGGUCAAGCAUUACUGGAAAGAACGCGGAAAGAGCACAAAACCUGGCGAAUGCUCUUUCAGCAUUCAAAUCGCCCUCAAUCUCGCGGCCCAAACGAGUACGAAAGGCGAACAAAGGAAAGGGAAAGGCGACCGGGGAUGAAUUUGGUCAUGGCACGUUCUCGGGGGAGCAUCAUGUUCAUCGAAUGAGCCUGAUAUCUCAAAUCCAAGAUCUCUUCCCAGACCUUGGCUCAGGUUUUGUCGCCAGGUUGUUGGACGAAUAUCACGAAGACGUAGAGCAAGUGACUGCUCACCUGCUAGAUGAUUCGCUGCCAGAUCACCUCCUUUCUCUUGAUCGAUCCGAAGAAUUGUCUUCUCCGAGAGCAGACCCUCAACUCACAGAACAAGAGAAGAUUGAACACCUGGUACCGCGCAGCACACCACCUCCGCAACGUCGCAACGUGUUCGAUGAUGAUGAGUUUGACAGACUCGAGGUGGAUGCUUCACGCCUACAUCUUGGACGGAAAAACGCGAAACUCACAGCGGACACUAUGUUGGAAGACAGAAGCGCCGCACCAGCCAAGAGCGCUAUUCUUUCUGCGUUGGCUGCCUUUGACUCAGACGACGAUGAACGCGACGACACAUACGAUGAAGCUGAUGUGGGAGGCUACGUUGACUCCGCUAGGCCGGAUGGAGAAGACUCAAGAGAUACGGACACAGGAAACCAGGGUGAGAGCGAAGAAGCACUGUUCCGCGUAUGGCGAAUGGACAAAGGAGUUUUCGAGCGUACGUCAGAUGUACGUCGUAGCUCUGCUCGACUAGCCCUCAAGAACGAAACCAAACUGCAGGAUGAGGCUAUUGAAGGCUGGGCAGUCAUGCUCGGUCGUGAUCCGAGACGUCUGAGACGAUUGGAGGCGAGGUAUUCUGCCUUCAGUGGCGCGCAACCGGAGCUGGAGAGGACAUCCUACAGAGACAGUGAAGCCACGGAGGACUCAGACAAUGGGGAUGGCGGAAGAGGGGGUAGAGGUGGUCGCGGUCGAGGAGGAAGAGGACGAGGCAGAGGUGGCAGAGGUGGCAGAGGUGGAGGCAAUCCUGCAGGGCCUCCGAGCGAAAGCAACACGCAAGCUGCAAGACAACGAAAAGAAGCACGUGGGUCGAACAGAAGGGACGGAAGAGCUAGGAAGAUGGCGAGAGCUGGGUUUCCCUAACUAAACACCAGUCUCUGUGCAGUCCAGGACGUAAUGUGCCAAAUAGAUGCCGCGAGAAACUCCGGCUCCUUGCUGCACUGAAUCAUUCCCUUGAAAGACAAAUCAGAGUGACAAGUGAGUUGUGAACCAGCGCCUUCGACUCAUCUUCGGCACGAUCAUGUGCAUGGCAGAAUCUGGCGAACAGAA
This is a messenger RNA of Aureobasidium subglaciale EXF-2481, 2312 nucleotides long. RefSeq lists its product as uncharacterized. Gene Ontology annotation, molecular function: ubiquitin binding. The record is from RefSeq and is a predicted model, not a curated record. Lineage: Eukaryota; Fungi; Ascomycota; Dothideomycetes; Dothideales; Saccotheciaceae. Bases 156 to 2126 code for a protein of 656 amino acids. The transcript has a single exon.